AGGAGAGAUCAUUACAGUAUGUGUGAGAUUGUCAAGGCAUUUAUUCCCAUUGGGUGGGGGAAGGAUUGUGAUGGCAGCCACAAAGCAGAUUUCAACUUUUCUUUUGGAAAAGACAGCAAGAGAGUUUAUUUAAGAAGUUGUGCCCUUUCAGUUGCCACAAAAGCAACAUAUUGUCUUCUUAAAGACUAAAAAGUGCACCACUUUCCUAGGAGCUGGAGACUCAGUACUCUCCUAGCAGGUGGUCUCCACGGCUUGAUAAAGAUGCUGUGAUUCAGGCUCAUGUACAAAUGCUAACUGGAGGAACCCGUGAUGCUCAGGCUGCUACACAGACACUGCUGAAUGUGCCCUAUGGGAUGGAUGAGGGGGAGAAGCUUGAUGUGUAUCUUCCUACAGUGCACACUGAAACCUUUCCUCUGGUCCUCUAUAUUCAUGGUGGCUACUGGCAGUUCCUGAGCAAAGACGUUUCGGGCUUUGCUGCAUUGCCCCUGGUGAGCCAUGGUAUUGCCUUGGCUGCAGUUGGCUACAAUGUGGCUCCAAAAGGGCGAUUGGAAGAAAUGGUCAGGCAGGUUCGACAUAGCGUUGCCUUUGCCGUUCAACAGUACACAGGGAUCAGUGGGGUUUAUCUGCUUGGACACUCAGCAGGGGCUCACCUGGCAGCCAUGGUGCUCUCUACGGAUUGGGCAGAAUUUGGUGUUGUGCCAAACAUCAAAGGAGCCUUUUUGGUGAGUGGCAUCUAUGACCUGGAGCCCCUCCUACAUACCCCUGAAAAUGAUGUCUUGCACAUGAGCCGGGAAGUGGCUGAACAGAACAGCCCCUUGCGCCGUGUGUCUAAGCUGGAGGGCAGAAGAGCUUGCCAGAUACUUAUUGGCAUAGCGCAACAUGACUCGCCAGAGUUUCGCAGACAGUCCCAGGAGUAUUUUGAGGCUCUACGUGCAGCUGGCUGGAGUGCCUCCUUGCUGGACAUUGGAGACACAGAUCACUUUGAUAUUAUUGAAAAGCUGUCCCAGGAGAACUAUCUCCUCACACAGGUCAUUCUGAAUAUGAUAUCAAUAUGAACAUGAAGCUGAGCAGGUUGGAAGGAGAUGGAGCUCUCGUCCUGAUAUCCCCGUCUGCAGCUAUAAGGCAUGUCCUCCACUGACCACACCUGACCUCUUUCAGUUGAGGUCUUUUUAUUUCAAACUGGGAUUGGACUCCCCUCCACUCUCCUUUUUCUGAUGCAACUGGUCUCUCUUUCGAUGAGACAAGCCUGUCCAGACAGACAGACUUCUGAAAUGUAUGCCACCUGAUGGCUUUUGGAGGGGAUUGCAAAGGGCCUUUUUCCUAUGAUUGACUGGCACAGAGAUAGCUCCUGCCUGAUCCUACAGCAGUCUCCUUCCUUAACAACUAUUUGAGAUCUGAAAACAUUAAAUAAAACUACAGUGUAAACUGCAAUUGCAUUGUGGUUGUAAAUCACUUUUCCCAGGAAGUGGUGUGGAAAUGAAUCUGUGAGCACAGGCAAGCCAUAAUUGCUACAUAAGUCACCACAUUUUGGUCCACUUAAUGUCCAGCUGAAGAUGGGUUUUUCUAGUUAAAAUAAUACUUGAAUAUAAGUUGUUACACUUGAAGUCAGAAGGACUUGUUUUUCUGACUACAGUUCCUAGAAUCCCCCAGAGAUGGGACAUAUCCGAAAAGAACCUUUCACAUAUUAGUAUUAGUCCACUGGGAUUGGCAUUAGACGCUGUACUACGGGGCAUUAUCAAAUGUUAGAGAAAUGAAGCUCUCUUCCUUCCCAGCACAGUGCAAGGUGAUUCUGAAGCAGCGACUGUGCAUAGAAGAAGCAGGGCUGAGCUACGGUACGGUAAGAUUAAAUCAGAGGUGAGAAACGUGUUCCCCUCCAAGAGGUUGUUGGAUUCCAUGUCCCAUUAGCCCCAACUAGCAUGGCCAAUCCUAGGGGAUAAUGAUGGGAGCUGCAGUCCAGCAACAGCAAUAGAACCUCUGGUCUCCUGUCCCAGGGUUAGAUACACAAAUAGGACAGACAAUGUCCUGAAGAAAAGACGGCAGCCAAGUCCUUGUAAAAGAAGAGUUAAAUUGUAAAAAUAACAGUGGCAAUGCUAAAGUCUACAGGUGUUAUGCCCUUCGCUUGGAACGCGGCAGUGUUUUUCCAGCGACUCUCCAAAGCCUGCACAUGCAGUCUAUCAUUUUAACAAUAUUUUUAUCAAUUUUAUAACAACAAGCAAAAACAAAUGUUUAAAAACAUUGUAAAACAGAUGGAAAUUAUUCAGUCAUAAGAUCGUGAGUUUUCAUGGACUUAAUAUUAAUAGAUCAUAUCAAGAUUUCAUAGUGCCAUUGUCUGGACAUGUAGUCUCUUCUGGUACAUCUUUUUACAGGCUCCCAUAAGACUAUGGGAAAAAACACAGAAUGUUACUGCACAGUAUGUCAUUAUAACAGUUUCAUUCUACUUUAAUUGCCAUUUUCUCAGACUGGUGCAACGUUGAUCUUUAAAGUGCUACAAUGUUUUGCCUUUUCACCCUUUACUUUUCUCUCUUUCCUUUUCCCAGCAUUCUGAAACAGAUAGCUAUUUGUUUGGUAAUUGUUAUACAGUAUUUCUAGCAGAUCGUGAAGUCUGAAAAGAAGGUGAAAUGUUGAUUUACAUCCUGCAGAUGAAUAACCUCAAUUAUUUUUUGAACACUUCGUCUUUGUAAUUUCUAUUUUGAAACACACACCCUUACAUUUGUACAGCAAUUGUCUGCAUUGGCUUAUACUCAGUUUUUAAACUAAAACGGGAAAGAGGUGAUAAAUCUUUUUGUGCAAGCUGAUGCGUAUGUUUUUCCUUUCUUUUCUCCCAAGAAGCAAGUAAUUUUUUAAAAUCGGAACCGAAACUAAGGCGGAAUUAAUUGCUUGAUUAUGCUUUCAGAUUCUAGGAUGCAGUAGUCUGUGUCGCAGCAAAACAAGGGGCAUUUAAAAAGGAGUUAUUGUGAUAUAAGCUUAACUUUAAAAUAUAUGCAUAAUAUAUGCAUAUUAUAUAUAAUUUUGCAGAACAAAACCCUUUUGCUCAGCCGAACUGCGAUUGGGAGUGGGUUUCGAGAUCUACGCCAUAUACAAGAGGGUCCGGAGCUGCAGACCCCUUUUCAGAGGUAUAGAAGAAGGGAUCUUAACGUUGGUCGACAA
This is a messenger RNA of Pogona vitticeps (central bearded dragon), 3147 nucleotides long. The record is from RefSeq and is a predicted model, not a curated record. Lineage: Eukaryota; Metazoa; Chordata; Lepidosauria; Squamata; Agamidae.